UAUCAUUCCUGGUGCAAUCACUCCACUUGCCGAAGCUUGCUGGAGCAACAAAGGGUCUUCUUCUUCCUUCACCGAGUACAGGAUCAGGAGAGGCCAGCUUUCGGGGAAGAAGUACAGGAGAGUCGGAGAGGAGAGUUCACGAGCAGGUUUUGCUUCCACCCAGCUUUCGAGAUUACUUCCUUUUCCGAAUGGGUGGAGGUCGAUCAUCAACCCACAGUUUUGCUUCCAUCCAUCAGGGGUAAGGGAACUAGGGUUGGCUUUUCCAGCGUCCAUCAGUGGGGGAGGGAAUUCGGGUCUUGCUCGGGAUCCGGGUGGGUUCCCGUGCUUUUGGGUCGGGUUCCGGGUUUCCUUCUUGUGCUUUCGGUUCGGGAUCCGGUCUUUCGGGUGUUUCCGGUCGGUCCAAUGAGCCAUGUCAGCAAACUAACGGCCACAUCGCCAAAACGGACGGUGUUAACGCCACGUGGGUGGGCCGUUAACUGGGGUUGACGGAUAGGACCAAUUCUGCCCCUUUUCCCAAACUUGUAGGACCAUUGCUGACCCUUUUCUCAAACCUUUAGGACUUCAUUUUUCGUUUUGAAAAUUUUAGGACUUAAUGUCAAAAAAGGGCAAAGUUUUAGGACCAAUACUGUCAUUUUCCCUAAUUAAAGCAAUGAGGUAGGCGACGAGGAGGAACUUGCACAUCAAGGAAAACGAAAAUUCUUUACCUUCUUUCAUCAUCAUCAUCAUCAUCAUCAUCAUCGUCAUCAUCAUCAUCUCCUGCUUGUUCUUUCCCUUUGUGCUGUGUCUGUGUCUGUGUCGUGUCCACUCUCUCUCACUGGAAUUCCAAACUGGCAACAGACAGACCACCUUUGCUUCCUCCUCAGCUCACACCACCCCCACGUGCCCUCCUUUCCUCCUUCCUCUCUCCUCUGCAUCAGAACCCAUCUCCUUCCUUCCUUCCUCCUCAGCUAGCACAAACUCCCAUCCCACUCAGCUCUCCCUCCCUCUCUUCUCCAUAGCCAACCGGAAGAGAGAGAGAGAGAGAGAGAGAGAGGGAGAGGGACAAGGGGGACAAGACCCAGAGAGGAGCAAUCAAGAAACGCAGUAGAGAGAGAGGGGGAGAGGUAGAAAGCUCGGGUCUUGUGUGUGAUGUCGUUCACGUGUUUGAAUGAAUGUGGGAAAGAAGGGAGGAAGAGCAAUUGAAGAUCCAAUCCAAUGCACGCAUACAGUAGGCUGCCCAGCAGCGGACGCUCCACCCCCUCCCCGCCUCCCUCCCCACUCCGCUCCCCGCGCUACCGCCACAGCCGCUCCAAGGCAGCCAGCUUCGGCCGGUUCCCUCCCCCCCAGCCCGGCCGGACCCUCCCCCAGCGCUUCGCCUGGCUCUUCAUCUCCCUCCUCCUCCGUCGCCAGGGCGUCUUCCUCUUCUUCCCCCUCGUCUACAUCUCCGUCAUGCUUCUCUACAUGGGCACUGUCAAGUUCGACGUCGUCCCCCCCAUCUCACUCUUACACCGCCCCGCUCCCGGGUCCCUCUACCGCAGCCCCCAGCUCUACCAGAAGCUCAAGCCCGAGAUGGACGCCGAUAAUUCCUCUGCUGAUGCGAUAUCGACUAUAUGGAAACACUCCUAUAAAGGUGGUGAGUGGAAGGCCUGUAUUGGUGAUUCCACUGGAGGGCUCCCCGAGUCAAAUGGUUAUAUAUAUGUUGAGGCAAAUGGUGGCUUGAAUCAGCAGAGAACUUCGAUAUGCAAUGCAGUUGCUGUGGCAGGCUAUCUCAAUGCAACUCUUGUAAUCCCCAAUUUCCAUUUUCAUAGUAUCUGGAGAGAUCCUAGCAAAUUCAGUGACAUCUAUGAUGAAGAUUAUUUCAUUGAUACCUUGCAAAAUGAUGUUCGGAUAGUUGAUAAGAUUCCUGGGUAUAUAAUGGAGCGAUUUGACAGCAACAUGAGCAAUGUUUACAACUUUAGAGUGAAAGCAUGGUCUCCCAUUCGUUACUACGGGGAUGUGAUCCUCCCCAAGUUGCUUGAAGAGAAGGUUAUACGAAUAUCUCCCUUUGCAAAUCGAUUGUCAUUUGAUGCUCCUCCAGGAGUUCAACGGCUCAGGUGCCUUGCAAAUUAUAAAGCGUUGAGAUUCUCAAGUCCUAUUUUAAGUUUAGGAGAAACUUUGGUAGCCAGGAUGAAGGAACAUAGUGCUAAAAAUGGCGGGAAAUAUGUAUCUGUUCAUCUCCGUUUCGAGGAGGAUAUGGUUGCUUUCUCUUGUUGUGUAUUUGAUGGUGGAGAGCAAGAGAGGAUAGAUAUGAUUGCGGCAAGAGAGAAAGGUUGGAGAGGGAAAUUUACUAAACCAGGUCGAGUCAUACAACCUGGAUCUAUCAGGAUAAAUGGGAAGUGUCCUCUCACUCCUUUAGAGGUUGGUUUGAUGCUCAGAGGGAUGGGCUUUGACAAAAGUACGUCUAUUUAUUUAGCAUCUGGACAAAUAUACAAUGCCGAGAAGACAAUGGCCCCGUUGCUAGAAAUGUUUCCUCAACUAAAAACCAAAGAGAUGCUUGCAUCAGAAGAGGAGAUAGCCCCAUUUAAGAACUUCUCUUCGAGGAUGGCUGCAAUAGACUACACGGUCUGUCUCCACAGUGAGGUGUUUGUGACAACCCAAGGUGGAAACUUUCCGCACUUUUUGAUGGGUCACAGGAGGUAUUUUUAUGGAGGACACUCUAAGACAAUCAGGCCUGAUAAGCGGAAGCUGGCUUUGAUCUUCGAUAAUCCCAAUGUUGGAUGGAAAAAUUUCAAGCGUCAGAUGCUGAGCAUGCGAUCGCACAGCGAUUCCAAGGGAUAUGAGCUCAAGAGACCUAGUGAUUCAAUUUAUACCUUCCCAUGCCCUGACUGUAUGUGCCAUACAAAUAAGACGGAAGAUUCGAGAUCAUCAUCAGCCACUUGAUUCUUUGUGCCUGUCAAUUGUUGUAUUCUUUCAUUUGUUUUGCCCUCUAGGUACAGAAAGAGGGUCGAAUCAGAUCACAAAGUCGACUUUGGGAGCUCUUGAGGGUUUUAAUCGAGGCCAAAAAUUGACAUUAUACAUUGUUUCCCCAUCGAAGCCAAGGGGUCCGUUGCAUCUAUUUGGAGAUGGUGCUGAUGAUGAGGGUUCACAAAAACUGUCGAAUCUCCCAAAUGCUGGAAUCCCAGGGCACUGACUGAGAGAAUUGCUUCACAUUCUGUACUCUUAACAGGAAGAUAACAGGUUACAUUCUUUCACACACUCGCCCUUUCUCUUAGCCGUGUUUUGUAUAUUAAUUGGGAUUUUCAUAGGAUCUGAUGACCGUACUGGGGCGGGGGGUGGUUAACAUUUGUCCAUUCGAGGAGGAGUUGGGGUCGUGAUUCUUUUGUGGAUUGAAUCAUUCUUUUGCUGAGAUAGAAAAUCCUUUAUUCGUAGAUUUGUUGUAAGCUAUUCUUUAUAGUUGGGCAUAUAUUCUUUUGGUUUGGUCCCUUGAGUAUCUAUCGUUACUCAGUUCUUCUUUCAGUUAUUCGUGGUUCCUAUUAGUUUCAUUGAGAGAUUAAACCUUGUAAUCUACUCGAAUUCUUCAAUGAACAUCAGCAUAUAUUUGAUUAGUUAGCAGGUCACCGCUA
Molecule: messenger RNA, 3581 nt
Organism: Punica granatum (pomegranate)
Lineage: Eukaryota; Viridiplantae; Streptophyta; Magnoliopsida; Myrtales; Lythraceae
Source: RefSeq, a predicted model, not a curated record